AUGGAUGAAGGGAAUAUGGAGAGUCAACUAGAUCUCUAUGGUCCUGAAUUACUGAAUAGCAUAAAUUGCUCUGGUUUGCCUCCACAUAAAUUAAUACUCAAGGUUGGUGUUCCGGUGAUGUUAUUGAGGAAUAUUGACCAAUCCAGUUGUCUUUGUAAUGGUACAAGGCUACAAGUUAGGAAGCUUGGAAAUCAUGUCAUAGAACGUGAAGUUUUAACGGGUAACAAUGUUGGUCAUAUUGCUUUGAUUCCAAGAAUGAAUAUGGUACCAACAGAUGAAACCGUCCCAGUUAGAUUCCAACGAAGACAGUUUUCCAUAAUAGUAUCAUUUGCCAUGACAAUUAAUAAGUCUCGGGGACAAAUUUGA
This is a messenger RNA of Arachis duranensis, 366 nucleotides long. RefSeq lists its product as uncharacterized. The transcript has a single exon. The coding region runs from base 1 to 366 and encodes 121 amino acids. The record is from RefSeq and is a predicted model, not a curated record. NCBI's taxonomy places the organism in Eukaryota, Viridiplantae, Streptophyta, Magnoliopsida, Fabales, Fabaceae.